AUGGACGCGCGAAUGGACGAAGACGAGCCGUGCGAUGUAAAUUUGGAGUGCCCGUUGGAACCGUUCGAUAUUUCCAAGUGUUUGAAAAGGCACAAAGGCGUGUUGAAAAUGGGCGUCAAUCACGCGGUUCGAUUUACGUUGAAUGCUGAAAAUUUAUUCGUCUCGCCGUUACCCGGGUCGACGAUUUUCUUAGACGACGAAGUCGUCACGGAUAAGAUGACGAAGAUGCUCGAAGACGGGUCUCGCUUGCGUUUCGCGAAAUCCGAGUACGUUUUGAUCUCCGAAGGUUUCUGCCCGUUGCCUUCCUGGGAAGCAGUCAUUUCUUCCAGAUAA
Molecule: messenger RNA, 333 nt
Organism: Bathycoccus prasinos
Lineage: Eukaryota; Viridiplantae; Chlorophyta; Mamiellophyceae; Mamiellales; Bathycoccaceae
Exons: 1
Coding region: 1-333 (110 amino acids)
Source: RefSeq, a predicted model, not a curated record